Messenger RNA from Rhizophagus irregularis DAOM 181602=DAOM 197198, 894 nucleotides. RefSeq lists its product as uncharacterized. The record is from RefSeq and is a predicted model, not a curated record. Gene Ontology annotation, molecular function: DNA binding; nucleotide binding. Lineage: Eukaryota; Fungi; Glomeromycota; Glomeromycetes; Glomerales; Glomeraceae.
AUGUCUUUUAAUAGAUUAUGGAAAUUCUAUUCAAAUGCAAUAGAGCAGUUUUGCAAAGAAACUGCCAGGAAUAUUCAUGAAGUAGUGAAUUAUUACGCAUUACGUUAUCAGGAACUUGUAGUCAAACGUAAUGUAAUUAAUGAUUAUAGAGAAGUCGCUUUAAUAGCAUACGUAUUUUUAUUUGACGCACAUUACCAGGCAAAUGGGAUGAAAGUGCGAAAUCUUUUAGAAGAGGCCGAUAUUGUAGGAAAAAGAAAUAGAUUACAUAAGAUUGAAUUCUCGUUUAAUGGACGCACACUUCGUGCCUGGUCAGUUCAGCAUGAUAAUUGUUCUGAGAAAAAAGAGUUAUAUCCAACCGUUUUAGAAGACCUGUUUAACAAACGAGCGUGUUUAAACAUUCGCCAAGGGGAACUAUCUUCCAAGGAAACAUACUGGACUGAAAUGGUCAAAAUUACUAUGAAGGUAAUGGAUGAUUUUCGCAAUAAAGUUAAUGCCUUUCUUAAGGCAAAUAAUGGUACCUCCUACCUAAAAAUGGCUUAUGAGGAGGUAUUGUUCCCUGUGUGUUUUACCGGUAAAAAGAAAUACUUUGGAAUUGCACACGAGGAGAUAGUAAACUUUAAACCAAAAAAGCUGUUUACCAAAGGAAUUAAUACCGUAAAGCAAGGCCAGUCUCAGCUUUUCAGGUUUGUCGGUGAGAAAAUUAUGCAGGAAGCUUUGGAUAUUAAUAAUGAGUACACGAUACAUCAAAUUGUUGAAAAUACUUUCAAAGAGGCAAGACACAAGCAAUGGGACUUUAAGAAAGGUCUUAAAAUUCCAGAUCCUGGUGAACGAUUCAGUUGUGUGCUUGUAAAGAGUGAACGUCAAUGUGACGAAAAAGGAUGUCUAAUUCCGUGA